AUGGCUUCCCCCUGCUCUGGGGACCUCAGCCCCACAGCUCUGCCCCCUCCUCCCAUCCCCACAGGUGAGGCGGCCGGUCCCGGGGCGCCGGCCCCCGAGCCCGGCUUCCCCGACAUCUACGGCGGGGACGCGCGGCGCUGGGAGGCGCACUUCCGCGGCAUCGGGCGCGCCUACCGCGCGCUGGGCAAGGAGGACGACUUCGCCAUCCGCGUGCUCACCGAGGACUUCACGCUGCCCUUCCCGUUCGCCUGGCCGCCGGGGCCCGAGCCCGCCCUCGGGCCGCUCUUCUACGACCCGCGCGACCGCACCGGCUUCGACUUCCUGCUGCGGGGCCCGGGCGCCGCGCCGCCCGCGCUGCUGCGGCCCCUGCACGCCACGGCGCAGGCCGCCGAGCGCAAGCGGCGCCUGGAGCGGCUGGCGCUCAGCUACGCGGGGCGCGGGCGCGGGCCGCCGGGCCUGCUGCUGCUGGCG
Molecule: messenger RNA, 471 nt
Organism: Perognathus longimembris pacificus (Pacific pocket mouse)
Lineage: Eukaryota; Metazoa; Chordata; Mammalia; Rodentia; Heteromyidae
Gene: C12H8orf90
Source: RefSeq, a predicted model, not a curated record